Molecule: messenger RNA, 6351 nt
Organism: Oryzias latipes (Japanese medaka)
Lineage: Eukaryota; Metazoa; Chordata; Actinopteri; Beloniformes; Adrianichthyidae
Gene: malrd1
Product: MAM and LDL receptor class A domain containing 1
Cellular component (GO): membrane
Molecular function (GO): protein binding
Source: RefSeq, a predicted model, not a curated record
ACCUCCUCCCCCAACUCAAGCAGACACUGGAUCAGUCAUACUUAUGUAAGCUCGAGCUAGUAAGAGAAAUACAGACCUCAACUGAGCGUCUGAAAAUCAGAAUUUUAAACAUGGGCAGAGCAUCAAGAACGAUUUCCUGAUGGGGUUUUUUGGCUUCUCUCUGUGGCUGACGUUGGCCCUCGCCUUGGAGUUGAAGCAGGUGACCGUCGCCUCCCGUUCAGAUGGGGAGUUCACCUGCAGUGAGGGAUUGUGUGUCGCUCAAGUGUCUGAUCUGGUAGAUGACUGUAAGGACAGCAACGACAAAAGAAACUGCUCCGCUUAUACAACGUGUGACUUUGAGGAGGGGUUUUGUAACUUCAUACAAAACUUAAACACAGUCUCUGAAUGGACCAGAACAAAUGAAGCCGCAGGACUUAACAGGGACCGCACAAACGAGUCCGGGUAUUUUCUGACCCUUUUACCCGUUAAAGGAGCCACAACCUCUGCGACUCUUAGCAGUCUUGUCUUCCUCCCUAGUAAAAGCUGCCAGAUUUAUUUCUACUAUUAUUUUCGGGGAGCACACGGAAAUCUUCAGGUCCUGAUUCAACAUGGGGCUCAGAUGACAGAAAUAUGGAAACUCUCUGCACAUCAGCAGACAGAAACAUGGCUGCAGAUAGGAUUUGAAUUAACCAGCGACAACAGUUUUCAGGUGGCAAUUCGAGGGGAACUAUCUACUGACAGUGAAUCCUCUGAGUUCUUGGCCAUUGAUGAUCUAUUUUUCAGUCCUGGAUGUGUGACUCUCGUAAAGGGAGUCGUGCAACCCCCACCGGCCUGCCCACCCUCAUGGUUUACCUGUGAUGAUGGAAAGUGUAUUGAGGCAAAAAAAGUGUGUGACUUCACCCCACACUGUACCCACGGAGAGGAUGAGGCCAGUUGCCCUUCAAGGUGUGACUUCGAGACCGGUCCAUGUGGCUGGUAUGAGGUUACCCUAGGAGAUGGCUUUGACUGGGUCAGAGGCUUCUCUGCAGAUGUGCCUGCAGACUACUACAGCCACCCACUUCUGGCUGACCACACAACCAACACAACCGAAGGCCAUUUUAUGGUUAUACUGAAAAACAGCAGCAGUCUUCACCCAAAAGCUCUUCUCAUGGGGCCCUGGUUCCAGCAAACAGCUUCUGGCUGCACUUUGACAUUCUGGCAUUAUAACUCAGGUAUUUCUGUUGGAGCAGCUAGCAUGUACCUUCGAUUUGAGGGAGAUCAAAACCAACCCGUCAUCUGGACAACGCUGUAUGACCAAGGCAGACGCUGGAACCAGGUCACUGUGCAGCUGGGACGCAUCACUCAACCUUUCCAGAUCGGUCUGGCUAAAAUCAGUCUCGGAGUAUUCGAUGGGAUCUCUGCUUUAGACGACAUCAGCUUCGACAACUGCUCUCUGCCCCCUGCUGCAACAGAGUGCCCUUCUGACACACAUUUUCAUUGUGUGCACACGAGGGCAUGCGUGCAGCGUCUGCAGCUUUGUGACCUUUUAGAUGAUUGUGGGGAUGGAUCAGACGAAGAGGGGUGCUCUCCAGAGCUGCAGUGUGACUUUGAAAAAGGGCUGUGCAAUUGGGAACAGGAGCAGAGUGGAGAAGAUGUCUUUGACUGGGCUCUUAUCAGCGGCCCUACUCCAACCUUAAACACGGGCCCCCUCAGGGACCACACACUGGGCACCAGCAAUGGCCACUACCUCUACAUAGAGUCCUCUUUACCCCAGGAGUUCAAGGACACAGCUGUGCUGCUGAGUCAGGUGUUUCAGCCCACCUACCAGCCUGACAAAGACCCGUCUUCACCUCAGAAGAAAUGUGUUUUCCGCUUCCAUUACCACAUGUUUGGCUUGCAAGUGUUCAGCCUGGCUGUGCAUCUAAGGACCACGGCUACAGGCCUCGGUGAGAUGAUCUGGGAAAAAUGUGGACAUCAAGGAAACCUGUGGUACAGGGAGACAUUGUACCUCCAGAGCGCUAAACCUUUCCAGAUUUUGAUAGUAGGAACAGUUGGAGAUGAUUUUAAUGGAGACAUUGCCAUUGAUGACCUUUCCUUCCUCGACUGUGAACCCUAUGAUGGAAAACUGCCCUCCGAGAUCAUCCCAGCUGUGACUACUCCUGCCCCGACUGUUCUGCCCCACAGCUGCUCCGAAGGGGAGUUUGUGUGUGGCAUCUAUAGGGAGUGUGUUCCUCUGAGUCAAGUUUGUGACUUCAAACACGAUUGCUCCGAUGGGUCAGAUGAAACCAACUGUGUGAAUGAAAGGUGUGAUUUUGAAGAUGGAAACACAUGUGGUUGGAAAAUGAUCACCUAUGCUUUAAUCUUAAACCACGCCUUUCACUGGGCAGCUAACCAAGGGAAAAGCAUCCAUAAUGGAGAGGAGAACCACCGUCCAGCCAUUGACCACACCCUAAACAGCUCUGAGGGUUGGUAUAUGUAUGCAGACAGUUCCAAUGGUGCGUAUGGUCAAAGCACCGACCUCCAGACGCCGAUCAUCUCUGCCACAGGGCCACUGUGCGCCUUGAUCUUCUGGUACCACAUGAGCGGGUUCACAGUGGGUUCCCUUCAGGUUCUACUGAGGCACAGAAACAUCUCAAAUUUGGUCUGGUAUCAGACUGGUAACCAAGGCAACAAAUGGAAACAGGGGGUGGUGUUUUUGGGGUUACAAAACAACUUUCAGGUGAUAUUCCGAGCAAAGCGAGGAAUCAGCUACAUGGGUGAUGUGGUCAUAGAUGACAUUAGCUUCCACAAUUGCUCUCCUCCUCUUCCCUCAAACCAGCCAUGCUCAUCAGAGCAGUACGCCUGUGCGAAUGGCCACUGUAUCCCUCAGGACAACUUGUGUGACUUCAUCAACCACUGUGGGGAUAAUUCAGAUGAGAACCCCUACAUAUGCAAGGGUUUCAGUGGACGCUGCAACUUUGAAUUUGACCUCUGUUCCUGGCGCCAGUGCCAGGAGGAUGACUUUGACUGGCUGAUAAAGGCGGGCAGUACCCCAACAGUUGGAACCGGGCCAUCCAAUGACCACACCCUCAGAGACCCGUCUGGACACUACCUCUACCUGGAGAGCUCUUUUCCACAAGCAAUCAGCGACACCGCCCGAAUAAUCGGACCCUUAUUGAGCAGCAGGAGCUCCAGUUGCAAGAUGCGCUUCUUUGUUCAUAUGUCUGGAGAUGGCAUCGGAACGCUGAGCGUGUUCAUCAAAUUUGAUGGACAUCUGGAUCUCCUGCUGGAGUUGACAGGAGAUCAGGGGAACUACUGGCAGAUGAGGGAGAUCCCACUUAGCCAUCACAGAGAUUUCCAGGUGGUGUUUGAGGGCAAGGUAGGUCGCAGUGAAAAGGGCGACAUCUGCCUGGACGAUAUCACCUUCUCUCCUGGAUGCCUUUUGGGCCCUGAGGUCUCCGUGGAAAGCACAUCUGCACCUCCACCAGGCUUUUGUCCUCCAGGCUACAUUGUUUGCGAAAAAGAAGGGUGUUACACUUCAGAGCAGAUUUGCGACUUCACAGAAAAUUGUCCAGAUGGCACAGAUGAAAGGAAUUGUGGGACUUCCUGCUCCUUUGAGAACGGCCGCUGUGGCUGGAAGAGCUCGCUGGCUGAUAAUUUCGACUGGGCGCUGGGUACCGGAUCUGUCCAAAGCAUACGGCCUCCAUAUGAUCACACACUGAUGAGUGAAAAUGGACAUUUCCUCUAUCUGGAGGCAACACCAGUGGGCCUCAAAGGUGAUAAAGCCCACAUUAGAAGCUCAGUUUGGAAAGAAUCUAGUGCCAUCUGCAAACUCUCCUUUUGGUACUACAUUUCCCAUAAGGCCUCUGGGACCAUUCGGUUGCUAAUCAAGACAGAGAAUGACUUAACGGAGGUGUGGAACAAAACGGGACAUCAGGGGAACGAGUGGAACCAUGUCGAGGUCCCUCUGAGGAAACUGAGGAACUUUGAGGUGAUAUUUGAGGGGAUCCGGUCGAGGGAUGUAAGCGGCGGAGCUGCAUUAGAUGACCUGGAGUUCAUUGACUGUGCUCCAAGGGCUGGUAAACCAAUUAGUUGUCCUGCAGUCACAGACUUCAUCUGCCAAAGCGGCCAUUGCAUCGAGUCUCACCUGGUGUGCGACAACAAGCCUGACUGCGCUGAUCAAUCUGAUGAAAUGAACUGUGGUCACAUUUAUGACUUACCAGGUGCUUGUGAUUUCAACAUGGAAGAGGUUGAGUGGGAGGAGAGGUGUCAGCUCUUUCAGGAUGCUGAUGAUGAUUUUGAUUGGAGGAUCAGUCAGAGAACGGAAACUCCAGGAGCUGGACCACAGACUGACCACAGUGCAGAAGGGGCUGGGAGUUUCUUGUACAUACACUCAGCCCCCCAGAGAGAGGGAGACAUUGCCAAGGUGACAACAAGGAAUCGGUUUCCUGCCAGUAUUGGUGUUUGCCAUGUGCGCUUCUGGUACUUCAUGCAUGGCUCUGACAAGAUGGGAACACUGAAGGUCUACACUGCAGGACCCAGUGGAACACCUUUACUGAUGUGGGCAGCCACUGGAAACCAUGGCAACCAGUGGAAAUAUGCUAAUGUCAUCCUGUCCAACACGGCACCUUUCAGAGUAACCUUUCAGGCAGAGGUGGGUGGGGACAUGUGGACAGACAUUGCCCUGGAUGACAUCUCAUACACUUCAGAGUGUGUGGUUGCAGGUCCAGUUACUCCACAACCUCUGACCUGCGCUGUGGAUCAGUUCCAGUGUACACACUCUUUUCAGUGUAUCUCAGAGAGCUGGUGGUGUGACGGAGAACCCGACUGUAUGGAUCACUCUGAUGAAGAGCACUGCCCCACAGUGGUACCUGGAACUCUUCCUCCUCAGGGUGACUGCCCCCCUGGGCAUUAUCAAUGUUCAAACAAUCUCUGCAUCCCUUCCAUCCUGCGCUGUGAUGGCGUGCUGGAUUGUCCUAAUGGAGAGGAUGAGCAUCUCUGCCCCCUGCUGAAGUGCGAGCUGGAAGAACUGGUGUGUGAAAGCUCCCCUGGUUGUAUCCCACUUUUAAAGCGAUGUGAUGGCUUUGCCAACUGUCUGCCGUUCCAUUCGGAUGAAUCCAGCUGCUAUGAAUGCCCUGCCAACUUUUGUCUGGGUCGUGGUUUGUGUGUUGCAGAGAAGCACGGGCCUCGUUGUAGGUGUCAGCCAGGAUGGACAGGAAACCGCUGUCAUGUGAAGGAGAAACCAUCCCUCACCACCUCUCCACCAACAACAGAAGGCAUACAGCUGGAUUCUGUGUAUGCCGGCAUCGCCAUCGGGCUUCUGCUCCUUUUAGCCGGAGUUGCUGUUUGCGUUCUUGCUUUUUGCAGGAAAAAAUGCCACACAAAAAAACACGACCCAAUGGACUACGGGGUGAUGAAUGACCCUGGCUUUGAGCGGAGGGCAGAGCUCCCAUCGGCGGAUGGAAGGCGAACCAGUUGUCCUGGCGUUAACUCGAAGAUAAAUUUUAUUCCUGGGCUAUCAAUCAGCGUCUACCCCUGGAAACAGGAAAAUGAGGAUUGGAACUGGAAGGAUACAAGGAUGUCUUUUUCCAAUCCACUGUACAAUUACUCUCUUGAUGUUAAUGGUGCUGACCGUAAAAGCUCAGAGGCAUAAAUCAAUAAACAUCUGAUUUAUUGCUGGGACAUUCUCGCUGUGGAGGGUUGCAUUGUUGAAAUGCACAAAAGAAGUCGGUAUCAGAGAUCUAGCAAGUCAAGCAUCAAGUCUCAAAGCUGUGGAAAUUGUGUUCCCAAAAAUGGUGCAGAGAGAGAUUCAAGAAGAUUUCUAUUUUAAUAAAAUAUAAUGAUUGUAAAACAUAUUUUUUUUUUAUUUCCAUCUAAAUCAGAAGCUAUAGUAUGGGAUAUGGUAUAGCUGUACUGAUCCACAGUCCAGACCAGCUGGUAGCAGUAAUAUUCAUCAACCAACUGAUUGCCAAAAAAAUGCUACAAAGAAGAAUGAAGGAAAUGUUCACGAAAAAGUCAAGCCAAAUGGAACAAUCCUCACACAAAUGUCAGUAAUCCUAAAAAUAUUAUUUUAGUUUGGAGUUUGAAAGAGUGUUUUGAAAUGUUUUGUUUUCCAUCAAAACAUUUUAUUUAUUUUUGUCAUUGGAGUUAAAUGGGAGUACAAUUCCAGCCACUUUUUUUUUUUUUUAGCACAGUGAGCUGUAAAGACAAUCAAAACUUUACGUCAUGGAAAACAGGAAUUCAUUGCACCGACAGAACAUUAAAAAAGCUGUUUGUGGAUCUAAGGAAUUGAAUCAGUGCACCUGCAAAGCGACUACCAUUUCCUUUAUGAGAAAUAUGUAAAGUAAAUAUAGUGGACACAUUUUGGUUGCACAAAAACUUCACUCUAGACUCAAUAAAGUUUGCUUAAAUUUC